UUAAAGGAAACCGAACCCCAUACAUAUUUACUUAAUCAGUUUACUCGCCGCAAAGUACUCUUUCAUUUGAUGCAUUGAUCACCAAAUUAGCCCUUCUAGAUCACUCUGUAGACAGCUUUUUCGAAGCAGUAAUUUAUAAUAUCCUAACGUCGUCUGCUGCCGUUGGGCGCGGCCAUUUUGUAAAUUUUGAGGCGGACCCCCUGCCGAGUUGUGACGUAGUAGGCGAAGAUCGAGCAUAUCGAUGCGAUAUGCUGGCAAACCGCGCGCGGAUUUAAUUCAUGUAUACAACGCGUUGUUUUGUUUUGAUCGGGUGCAAAUAUGGUCUACUGUCAAGCUUUCGGUUGCAAUAAUUCAACAAAUACUGGGUGUAAAAAGCAUGGAGUAAGCUUCCAUGCUAUUCCAGAUCCUCUUAAAAGGCCAGAGGAAUGUAGAAAAUGGAUUGCUGCACUCAAAGUUGAGAAAUUUGACGUCAAAACCUACAAGUUUAACAGGAGCAAUGUGGUGUGCAGCGAGCACUUCGUGGAGAGCGAUUUUGUGGAGGACCUCCAAGCAAAGUUGAUGGGAACCAAGGAAAAGAAGAGGCUGAAAGAUGGUGCCAUACCCUCAGUUUUCGAUUAUAGGCCUUUGCCUAAACGAAGAAGACUGUCAGAAGACAGGGAGGCCAAAGUGACAGCGAAAAGGUACCUGCAGUCAGUUCUGGAAGAACCUGUAUUGGAGGAAUCAGUUCCAAGCAGCAGUUCAACUUCAUCAAGUUUCAAGGCAUCUUCUUCAGUGUCCAAAUAUCCCGAGGUGCUUGACACCAAUCUUGCCUUUCAUGAGGAACCUGAUUCCAUCUCAGAUGUACAUGAUCCCACUGCUUCAGAUGUACAUCUACAAGCAAGAAGCCAUGAAAAACGUUCCAAGUCAAGGCGGCGGCGGAAACGAAAGAAGAUUUCUUCAGAUGAUGAUAAAGGAGAUCUGGUUAAAGUUCAUGUACAUGUAAGCUGCCAAACAUUCCACUCGGGUGUAAAGAUGACACAAGACAACUUUACACAAUGUCCAGAAGACUUCUCAUAUGUCACUGAUGAGCACAAGUACUCGUGUGGAAACACCCAACUCCUGAAACCAGUCAUCUCAUUCUCAGCUGUAUCACAGCCUUUUGCAGCUCAAGAGCAUAGCCAUCCGUCAACUCCAGAAGAAGAACCAGAAUUUCAACAUGUAUCUGCACAUCUCCCUUUGACAAGUCACUCCCCUACUCCAUCUGAACCCAGAUCAGCAACGUCUCAUCUGCAAGAAGUAACUGAUCAAACAGAAGAUACAACAGUCAUUCCAGCAACUCCAACAGAGCCAAUGGAUACAGCAGAUUCACCAGCCAGUCCUGUCUCAUCUGAUUUUGAAAGUAAGAAGAACUCCAGUGAUUCAUCUUAUGAACCAUCAUCCGAAGAGAGUUCUUCAUCUGACUCCGAUGAUGAUGAGCCAGAUGAGCUUAGGUUCUGCAAGGAUAGAAAAUUUGUUGUAUUUGAGUCUCAGCUGAACACCCUUCUGUAUAGUAUGCAUUGCAAUGCUUGUGCUACUGGAUACAUUGCAGAGUUGAAGAAGCAAUGUGUGGGGACAAUGCUGAAGGUAGAUGUUAUCUGUAUCUGUGGUAAUAUUGUUACCAAGUGGGUGUCUCAACCUACUAUCGGACGUCAACCUGUUGGAAAUAUCCUAUUUUCAGCAGCUCUUCUCUUGAGUGGCAGCUCCUAUGAAAAAGUGUCAUUUUUCUGGGAGCUCUUUAAUAUCCAGUACAUUUCACAAAAAACGCACAAUGAAACCCAGAGCAACAUACUACAGCCAGUCAUCAAUACGUAUUAUGAACAAGAGAUAGAAGAACAACAGCAACAAGCUAGAGGGGAGCCAGUGACGGUAAUUGGUGAUGGAAGGUGUGAUUCACCUGGCUAUAGUGCCAAAUUUUGUACAUAUACAAUGAUGAACAUGAAAACCAACAAGAUUCUGGGGAUGGCCUUGGUUUCAGUGAAAGAAGCAACAAGCUCCGUUGGAAUGGAGAAAAUUGGAUGCAGGAGAGUUAUGGAUAACUUACUAGAGAAUGGGAUUGAUGUCGCGGUGUUUGCUACAGACAGGCAUGUGGGCAUUCGCAAAAUGAUGAAGGAUGACUUUCCAUGGAUCGACCAUCAAUUCGAUGUUUGGCAUCUUGGGAAAUCAUUCCUGAAGAGGUUAUUGGCCAAGGCAAAGCUGAAGGACUGCGAAGAUCUUGGGCCUUGGAUCAGAGCAACGUCAAACCAUCUUUGGUGGUCAACACAAAACUGUGAGGAAGACCCAGUUAUGUUGGUGGAGAUGUUCCAGUCCAUGACCCAUCAUGUAUGCGAUGUACAUUCUUGGAUUUCAGGUGAUAAGUUCCACAAGUGCGCUCAUGAGGAACUGUCUGUCGAAGAUGAAGAGGAGACAAAGUGGUUGACACCUGGGUCAAAAUCACAUGAAUCUCUCAAGUCAGUCCUUUUUGACAAAAGGCUAGUAAAAGACAUAAAGCAGCUAUCAAAAUGUUGUCACACUGGGGAAUUGGAAGUGUUCCAUAGCCUCUACCUGAAGUAUUGUCCAAAGAGACAGCAUUUCUUCUAUCCCGCCAUGCUAGCUCGCACCCAGUUGGCGGUACUAGACCACAACUUCAACACUGGUAGGAAACAAGCAACAAUAAAAAAGCCAAGAAAAGGGUCCGGCCAGAAGGGUGCUCUCCGGUACAAGUAUGCCUACUCCAAAGCAACGAGAACUUGGAUCGUACGGAAGGUUCCAGAGGAUAAGGAAUACACCUACUUGUGGGACAUCUUAGUGGGUUGUCUGCAGAUGAAGAGUGGCAACUUCGAAGUUCAACCUGCUAAAAUACCACACCUUCCUCAAAACAUAGCCCCUGUCCCAAGACCACCACAAGAAGAUCUGCUCGCUCAUUUCACCUCUCGAUUUGCCAAAUAAAAGAAUGGAUCAAAGUCUCCACGGAUCGGUAGAGAUGCUACAUGUACAAGCGACAAUAUUAGGAGUGAAGAUCUACAUUUUCUGGCAUGUUAUUCAAGAGACAUUUUGAACAUGAAAUUCAUGAAAUCUCAGUUGGUUGACAAUGUCCGGAAGGGUAGGGGUGUUUAGUUGUAAUGUUGUUUGAGACCUUAGUAGAGUGAGAAUGGCUACAAAUUUUGUUUUAUUUCAAGUUAUUAGUCACUUUGAAAAAUUUUGCUUGUUUCUUUUUUUUAACAGUUAUACUUUUUUUUCAAUGGUGGAAACCAUCUAUUUACCAGUGAUAAAAACAUUGACAUUAGACAUGGUGAGCAAUUUUAAAACUACAUGUAUGGCAUGAUUAGUUUGAGGUAUGAUGAUAAUUUGUGUCAUGAGUUGCCAGUAUGUCCAUGUUACUUUGUUCGCAAAAGUGUACCAUUGAUUUUUUAACAAAAUGACAGAUAUGUGAGGACCUGAUGAAACAAAUUUUCGAUCUAUUGACAGAAUUUUAAAAUUACCAAAGUAUAGAGAAUUCACUCUGAAGAACCAGAAUGUUUUUGAUGAGGUUUCCAUGGUUGUAUGGAAAAUCACAGAAUUGGGUUACCAGUGAACAAAAAACAUCAUCGACCUUAGACAUGGUGAGCAAAUUUUAAAACUAUGGCAUGAUUAGUUUGAGGUAUGAUGAUAAUUUGUGUCAUCAUUUGGGUUAGUCAGCAACAGACUAAGAAAAUGUAGAGGUGAAAUGGAAAAGCAAGAAAGUGGAAGGUUGGAAGAAUAUCUUUCAGAAUUAGUUUACAUGUAGUCCUUAUAAAGGGACUUGAACUCACAAAGUUGAGAGUCUCUAGGAGCAUUAGAGAUGACAAAUUUCUGCAUAUAUAUUUGCGUUUGACCCAUUACAUAACUCUCUAAUCAAAUACAUGGAAAGUAAAGUUAUGAGCUUGAAAGUCUGAAGCAUGGAAACAGAUAUUAUAUUUCAGGAUUUACAUCUUGUGGUACAGACAAUCAAUGAAAUUUUAUGUUAAAAUUUCCAUGCCAAAAUUUGCAAGAAGUAGAAACAGUUUCUAGUCAGUCUCAAACUGUUUUGUGUGAUUUUUAAUAGACAGUAUAUGGUUGACUGCACUACCCAUAUUCUUUAAAAGUGUAAACAGAAGAAAUAUUGUAUAUAUGUAGGCCUAUAUAUAUGUAGUAUUUCCGUAUUUUUUUCAUUGAUGUUUUUGAAGUAUUAUUUCUGUGCAAUGUAUUACCCAUCAGUGUGAUUGCAGGGCUGUAAACUUGUUAACAUUUAGCAUGAACCCUUGAACUAUCUCCACAUAAAGAAAGGAAAUGGAUGUAUGUGAAAAAAGAAAAAGACCCACCUGGAUAUUCUGCACUAUCCUAUUUGUAGCUGGUUGUGCAUGAAUUUUUACACAAGUAUGUGUACGUGUAUUUGAGAAUUGGCAUUUUCAGUGAGAACUGAAAUGUAAGAGCAUUGAUAGUACUUGUGCAUUUACAGUAUGAGACUGCAUCGAAUUUCCCAGUUCAAAUUCAAAUUCAUUUAUUUCACAUCUCCUAGUAUAACAGUUGGUGUGUUAUACCUCAUUUCCAUCAAUGUUACAUGUAGGUCUUGUUAGCCUUAAUAGUGUUUGAGAUAAGAACUCUGAUAUAAUAGUAUUGCCCUGACAUUAGCAGGACUGAGCGAAGGGAUAUAUUUUUUUAUACUUCAAAUACAGUAAAUUAAUGAUACAUGUGCAUGUACUAAAUUUUAUUAGUAAUUUCCAUUCAUAACAUCUGGCUGAAAAACAUCAGAGUGGAACGUAAUUUGUAAAAUUAAAUGGUGACAAAUUUUGAGAUAUUGCAUUCAAGCUUAAGACAUUUGAUUUAGCACUUCAUCCAUGUGUUUGUUUUUCUUCAGAAUUCUGUUGAAAUAUGUAAAUUUUCCUAUUUUCUUCAUCAAAAGUUCUAAGCUCACAAUUCUAUAUAAAUUAAUUGUUGGCCUCAAUUACAUAAACAUAAUUCUUUGUCUCAUUCAUGUAUGAUUUUUAACACAUUGUAUAUUGUGUCAUUAUUGUACUGUUAAAAAUUGUGAAAGUUACUGGUACAUGUAAUUAUUUGCUAUAUUUACAUGUAGACUUCCUAAAAUUCAAAUCUUAUGAAAAUAUACAAGGGGGGCCAAAAUGAUUUCCAGUAGAUGUUCAUGUGUAUAACCAAUGUUUUGUCUCGUCAGAAGAUAUAUCUUCUCUGGUUCACACAGUUAGGGACAGUGAUUUUGCGUUUACUAUACUGGUAAAUCAAAACGGAAAAUCUGUUUUAUUUCCACACUUUUCAUGUGAAAAUCCAAUCAAUUUUACUUUUGCAAAACGGAUUGAACAUUUUUGCUGUGUACAUAUUCUAUGACAAAAUGGAAUUUCCAUUUUCUACCAAGUUUGAAACGGAAUUACAUGUUUUCAAAAACGGAAAAGACAAUUUUUUUAAACAGAAAAUCACUGUUCCUACAUGUGCACUGUACUUAUUCUUUUCUCAAUGGUUCAAACGAAAGCAUGACCAUGUGUGGAUAGCAUUUCAUAUUUACUUAAGCACUUUGUUCUACUUCUUGUUUGUACAAACACUGGUUUAAGGAGUUACAUACAUGUACAUAGUAAUGAGCUAAUAUUUACAUGAAUUGCGAUAUGGAUUUUGAUUAAUCAUUGUUCAUGUCGGGGUUUUUUUAGUGUUGAGUAAAGUUAUUAUGUCAUCCUUUACAUGUAUUUCACUAUGAUAUGCCCUCCAUUAGUGUUUAUUUAAUCUAAAUAAACUUAUGUUGGAUUAAUAAA
Lytechinus variegatus (green sea urchin) is the source of this 5747-nucleotide messenger RNA. RefSeq lists its product as uncharacterized. The transcript has 5 exons. Bases 319 to 2943 code for a protein of 874 amino acids. Lineage: Eukaryota; Metazoa; Echinodermata; Echinoidea; Temnopleuroida; Toxopneustidae. The record is from RefSeq and is a predicted model, not a curated record.